This is a messenger RNA of Camelus dromedarius (Arabian camel), 4383 nucleotides long. Its product is annotated as interferon-induced GTP-binding protein Mx2. Gene Ontology annotation, biological process: defense response to virus. The transcript has 14 exons. Bases 155 to 2293 code for a protein of 712 amino acids. The record is from RefSeq and is a predicted model, not a curated record. Gene Ontology annotation, cellular component: nucleus; membrane; cytoplasm. Lineage: Eukaryota; Metazoa; Chordata; Mammalia; Artiodactyla; Camelidae. Gene Ontology annotation, molecular function: GTPase activity; microtubule binding; GTP binding.
CCUGCUGAAAAGGGGGGGCAUCGUGGGGAGAGUGGUUUAUAUAAAAGGGAAGCAGAGGAAGGGAGAGACGAGGUGCCGGCUCCCUUCUGAAGGCGCACAGAGUUUGCCAAGAAGAUUGGAGGUGCUGAGCAGCAGCUUGACGGGACGACAGUGGAUGCCCAUGACCUACAGGUCCCGGCAGCGCCAGACGCACAGUUCCAGUUCUCCCCGACACCAUCCCAAAAAAGAAAUGGCUUCCUUCCUGCAGCAGCCACUGCCAACGGGCGCAGGAGCAGGACAGAUGAUGAGUCCCCCAAACUGGCAGUUUGGGGGGAAGGAGCCCGUUUUCUUCCCCAAGGAUUUCAAGCCUAUCCCUUUGAGUGAGCAGCAGCCAGGAGGAAACAGAGACCAACAGAGCACAAAGGGGCCCGAAAACAGCCUGUUCAGCCCGUACGAGGAGAGGGUUCGGCCCUGCAUCGACCUCGUCGACUCCCUGCGGGCCCUGGGCGUGGAGCAGGACCUGGCCCUGCCCGCCAUCGCCGUCAUCGGGGACCAGAGCUCGGGCAAGAGCUCCGUGCUGGAGGCGCUGUCGGGGGUCGCCCUUCCCCGGGGCAGCGGAAUCGUCACCAGGUGUCCGCUGGUGCUGCAACUGAAGAAACAGCUGCACGAGUGCACGUGGAGGGGGACACUCAGCUACCGGAACACGGAGCUCCAGCUGCAGGACCCCUCCCAGGUGGAGAGGGAAAUCCGGAAAGCCCAGGACGCCAUAGCUGGGAGUGGAGUUGGCAUUAGCCACGAGCUCAUUAGUCUGGAGGUCACCGCCCCUGAGGUUCCAGAUCUGACCCUCAUUGAUCUUCCCGGCAUCGCCAGGGUGGCCGUGGGAAAUCAGCCCCAGGACAUCGGACAGCAGAUCAAGGCACUCAUCACCAAGUACAUCCGGAGGCAGGAGACGAUCAACCUGGUGGUGGUCCCCUGUAACGUGGACAUCGCCACAACAGAGGCGCUGAGCAUGGCCCAGGAGGUGGACCCCGAUGGGGACAGGACCAUAGGGAUCCUGACCAAACCAGACCUAGUGGACAAGGGCACCGAGAAAUGCGUCCUGAACGUGAUGCAGAACCUCACGUACUGCCUCAAGAAGGGCUACAUGAUAGUGAAGUGCCGGGGCCAGCAGGACAUCCUGGACAAAAUGAGCUUGGCAGAGGCCACCAGGAGAGAGACGCUGUUCUUCCAAAUGCAUCCGUACUUCAGAGGUCUCCUGGAGGAAGGAAAGGCCACCGUGCCUCGUCUGGCAGAAAGGCUCACCGCCGAGCUCACCGUGCACAUCAGGAAAUCCCUCCCACUGUUGGAAAAUCAAACAAAGGAGAGCCAGCAGAGGGCGAUAGAGGAGCUGCGCCAGUGUGGAGCCAACGUCCCCAGCCACGACGCUGAUAAAAUGUUCUUUCUGAUUGAGAAAAUUAAGGCGUUUAAUCAGGACAUUGAAAAGUUAAUAGAAGGAGAAGAAGUUGUAAAGGAGAAAGAGACCCGCUUAUAUAAUAAAAUCAGAGAGGAGUUUAAAAACUGGGUCCUCACACUUGCAGCCAACACCCAAAAAGUUAAAAACGUCAUCCAUGAAGAAGUCUCAAGAUAUGAGAAGCAGUAUCGAGGCAAAGAGCUCCUGGGCUUCGUCAACUACAGGACGUUUGAGACCAUCGUGAAGCAGUACCUGGAACGCCUGGUGGACCCGGCGGUCGUCAUGCUCCAGAAAGUCGUUGAGACUGUCUGGCACACUUUCACCGACACAGCCAGAAAACACUUCAGCGAGUUUUCCAACCUCAGUCAAACUGCCCAGAACAAGAUCGAAGACAUAAAAUCACAACAAGCAGAAAGAGCAGAAAGGUUCAUCCGACUUCAGUUCAAGAUGGAGCACCUGGUUUAUUGCCAAGACCAGAUUUACAGCGUGGUUCUGAGCACAGUCCGAGAAGAGAUUUUUAACUCAGUGGGAAAGCCUUCACAGAAUCUCCAGUUGAAAUCAGGCUCUUUAAAUGACCCGUCUUCGGUUUCCUCCAUCACUGAGAUCGGGGUCCACCUGAAUGCGUAUUUCCUGGAAACCAGCAAACGUCUUUCCAACCAGAUCCCACUCAUCAUUCAGUACUUUAUGCUCCAAGAGAACGGCGACCAUGUGCAGAAAGCCAUGUUGCAGACGCUACAGGAGAAACAGCAGUAUUCCUGGCUGCUCCAGGAACAGAGCGACACCUCUGCCAAGAGGAGAGUCCUUAAGGAGAAAAUUCACCGGCUUGAUCAGGCUCGGCGAGCCCUCUAUCAGUUCUCACUCUGAAAGGAACAGGCUCCCGAAAGAACGGCAGCACUUCUGGGUUUUGCUUCUGUGUGUCACGGAAGGGAGGCGGCACGGGAAGUGGCUUCUCCUUCGGGGUCGGAGUUUUCUGUUGCUGUCUGGGUCCAUCUUCACGGUCCUUCUCUCAGCACCAGAGUUUCUACCUGAAGUGCAUCCAUGCUCAGAGCUGUCUCCUCUGCCAGGAGGUCCUCCCCAUCCUCCAUGAAGAGGGAGCUCUGCAGCCCUUGUGUCCUGUAGCCUCCAGUUACAGCGUUCUUAAACACCGCUGCCGUUCUUUGUUAAUUUGUCACCCCUCCCCAUUCGACUGUGUGACCCCAGAGGAGGGGUAAGGUCAGCCUCUUGUUCUUUUGUAUUUCCAGACUCUCACGUGGUACGUAGCACAUAGUAGCCCCUUAUUAACUGUCUCAUCAAAUAAGCGAAUUGUGGAGACUCCCCAAGGCUACAGCUUAAAUCCAGGCUUUGGUUGUUUGGGAUGGUGUCCCUUAGCUGGUCCCUUGCAGAUGAAUUCGGUCAUGACACCUGCUUCUCAUCAUUUGCUGUGAUGGCGUUUCCCUGUCCCCCAGGAGAAAAGAGGUCCAGUGAUACCUUUUUUCAUUUGUAUUAUUUUGUAGUGUGUGAUUUCCCAUUUCUGUGUUGAUUCUUAAAAAAUUUUAAUAAGGAGAUAAUUGUUUAAGAACACAGAGCUUCUUACCAGUGGUCAUCGCUAGACUGGAGGGUCAUGGCUAGUUUAUUUUCUUCUUCACACUGAGGUACAAUGCCCUCAUGCUAAAAACGAGAAUGUAAGAAGGUGAUGUGAAACCAUUUCUACAAACCACAUGUCCCAAAGCAGGUGUUCAAAAAUGCCAGUAAUUCUUCACUCCAACAAAGACAUCUUCUUUUUUUCUUUACCUCCUUGUCCACAGAGCAGCCCUCACUUCUAAAGCUCUUUCAGCCAGUUCCUACAUUUAGGUCUUUGAUAAGAUUUUGAGUCUGUUUUUGUGCGUGGUGUUAGAUAAGGGUCCAACGUCACUCUGUUGCAUGUGGAUGCCCAGUUUCCCAGCUCCCUUUGUUGAGAAGCUCUGUAUUGAUCUUGGCACCUUGUCAAAAACCAUUUGAACGCAAGCAUCAUGUCUUGUUUCUAGGCUCUCAGUUCUGCUCCAUUGGUCCACAUGCCUGUGUUUAUGCCAUUACCACAAUGUUUUGACAAUUGUAGGUUUGUAGUAAGUUUGGAAAUCAGGGGGUAUGGCUCCUCCAGCUUUGUUCGAGGUCAUUAUUUUGGCUGUUCAAUGUCAAUUUCCAUAGAGAUUUUAGAAUGGGGUUUUAGGCUAUCUUUGCAAAAAAUGUCUUUGGGAUUUUGAUAGAACUUGCACUGAAUCCAUAGAUCGUUUUGGGUAGUAAUUUCAUCUUAAUAUCAAGUUGUUCAAUCCAUAAGCAGAGGAUAUCUUUCCAUUUAUUUGUGUUUUCUAUGGUUUUUCGAAGAAAUACUGUAGUUUUCAUGUAUAAGUUUUGCAAGUCUUUAGUUAAUUACCAAGUUUUUUAUUCCUUUUGGUGGCUACUGUAAAUGAAAUUGUUUUCUUAAUUUCCUUUUCAUAUUGUUCAUUGUUAGUUUAUAUAAUGUAACUCAUUUUUAUUUUUAAUUUUUUAUCUUUCUAUUUUGUUGAAUUCAUUUAGUGAUUAUAACAAUCUUUUCGUGGACUGUUUCUGGUUUUCUGACAUCACCUGUGGACAGAGAUGACUUGGCUUCUUCCUUCCCGACUUGGACGCCUCUUAUUUCUUGUCGCACCUGACCGCUCUGGCUGGGGCUUCCAAUGCUGUGCUAAAUACAAGUGGCAGAAGCAGGGGUCCUGGCUUUACAAAGUUACUCUGGUUCCAAAGAACUUUGUAAUAUUGAAUCUAAAGCCUAUGAGGAGAGAAUUUAAAAGACAAAACAUUGGUCGCAGUUUAGGUGCUAUCCUUUUUUUCUGUUUGGAUUUCCCCCCUCAUUUUACAAAUUGCAUCACAUGUACAAACAGUCAGCAACGUAACUGAAAAGUGGAAUCCAACCCUUUCACAUUGUAAAUGCUGCUGCGAAAAAUGAAGUCUGAGAAAAAUAA